AUGUCAGCCAUAACCAAAACAAUUGUUGCAACCGGUGCAUCGUCCGGUCUCGGAUUUGAAGCCAUCAAGCUGCUUCUAUCGCAGUCUCAGCCGCACAGGUUCAUUCUCGGCGCACGCGAUGUCAAGGGCACGCAGGCUGCAUACGAUGCAUUGAACAUUGACCGUGCAAAGCACAGUAUUUCCCUCUUGCCAUUGGACCUUUCGGACCUGCGCAAUGUCAAGUCGUUCGCGCAACAGACCCUGGAGCAGCUGGGUCAAGAUAAACUGGACACACUCUUCCUCAAUGCCGGCUUGAUGAAAGCCGCAGAGAAUCCUGGUCCGCACGGUUCGAAAUGGUGUGAUGCCCUUGUGGUCAAUCACUUGUCGCAGCACUAUCUCGUUCAUCUCUUGAGAGAGAAGCUGACGACUUCGCAAUCUCGCGUCGUCGUCGUAUCAUCUGGAGCAAUCCGAAAUCUGCGAGACAACGAUCCGAAGACUCUUGACGUGGAUCUCGUCGCCAACUCUGGUGCGGCAGCAAUGGUAACAUAUGCGGCGUCAAAGUUUACUCAGCUCUUGGGCGCGCAUUACUGGCGCCGACAAUUGGGCAGCUCGGCCACCGUCGUCGCAGUGUCGCCCGGCUUAAUUCCUGGCACUGGCAUCGGUCGCAAUUCCGACGUGGUCAUUCCCUCCAACGUGCCUGAUGCAAAGUCUGUCCAAGAAGGUGCCCAAAAUCUCCUCAAUGCAUUUGACAGAGACGACCUGCCAUCUGACCCAAACCAAAUCUUUCUUACUAGCUGGGGCGAAUGGUGGCCUACAACAGUGUAUACUCCAUCUCUGGACCAAGCCCUUCAGGAUAAGUGGUGCCCUUCUAAAGAUGACAUUGAGAAGGAGGCUGGUAUUAGUUCAUAA
This is a messenger RNA of Pestalotiopsis fici W106-1, 888 nucleotides long. RefSeq lists its product as uncharacterized. The record is from RefSeq and is a predicted model, not a curated record. The coding region runs from base 1 to 888 and encodes 295 amino acids. Lineage: Eukaryota; Fungi; Ascomycota; Sordariomycetes; Amphisphaeriales; Sporocadaceae. The transcript has 5 exons.